This is a messenger RNA of Vitis riparia (riverbank grape), 2929 nucleotides long. RefSeq names its product myb family transcription factor PHL5-like. The record is from RefSeq and is a predicted model, not a curated record. Gene Ontology annotation, molecular function: DNA binding; DNA-binding transcription factor activity. The transcript is spliced from 13 exons. The coding region runs from base 1785 to 2741 and encodes 318 amino acids. Lineage: Eukaryota; Viridiplantae; Streptophyta; Magnoliopsida; Vitales; Vitaceae.
CUUCAGUGGCUUGAAUCCCUCUCCAUUUCGAUUUCAGAUGGGGAUCCCCCAUUUCUUUGUGACUUCCGCAUCAGUGCGUGCCCUAAUCUUGUACAUAUCGAGUUGUCUGCUCUCAACUUGAAGUUAUGUUGCAUCGACCGCUGCUCCCAGCUUAGGCUGCUGGCACUCACCCACUCAUCUCUGGGGGAACUGAGCUUACAGGAUUGUCCACUAGUGUUGUUUCAGAAAGAGGGUUUGCCUUCCAACCUACAUGAACUUGAAAUACGGAACUGCAACCAACUCACACCUCAGGUGGACUGGGGUUUGCAAAGACUAGCUUCUCUUACACGAUUGAGCAUCGAAUGUGGAUGUGAAGAUGUGGAUUCAUUUCCCAAUAAGUAUCUGCUGCCCUCCUCUCUGAUUCUCUUGUAAUCUCAAAACUUCCUAAUCUCAAGUCUCUUAACAGCAAGAGGCUUCAACAACUCACCUCUCUUCUAAAAUUAGAGAGAUCAGUAGCUACCCUGAGCCCCACUGCUUUGCAGGGUCGGUUUUUCAACACCCUAUAUCUCUCAAGGUACUACGAAUCUGCGACUGCCCUAGGCUCCAAUCCUUGAGGGAAUUGGGUUUUCAACAACUCACCUCUCUUGUAGAAUUAGGGAUCAUAAAAUGUUGUGAGCUCCAAUCGUUGACAGAAGUGGGUCUUCAACACCUCACGUCUCUUGAAAAAUUGAAUAUCCAAUGGUGCUUUAAGCUCCAAUACUUGACAAAACAGAGACUGCCAGACUCCCUCUCUUAUCUACAUGUCUACUACUGUCCUUCACUGGAACAACGGUGCCAAUGUGAGAAGGGGCUAGAAUGGUGUUAUAUAGCUCACAUUCCAAAAAUAGUGAUCAACGAAGUGCUGUAUUAAUGGAAGUGGUACUGCAUCAGUAUACAAUCAGGUCUUGACAACGGCUAGGAAUUUCUGUAUAUUUCCUGUUGUUGUGAAGAUGAUCAUUGACAUCAAUGUCAUGGAUCCCAGUUCAGAAUGUGGUUAUGGAUCACAAAGAAGACAUAAAUCUUCUUAUGCUAGGUUCUCGUUAGCAAAAUUCUCAUUGGCAUGCCUGCACUUCUGUUGGCAAUUCCUGGUGACAUUUGCAGCAUAGGCACCAGUGUUAUGGCAGUGGUAUUUGUGGAUUUAACAGCUAUUGUAUUGUUUGAUGAAGAGGGAAGGCUGUCCAGAUGUGUGUGCUUGUAUAGGUAUUCUUUCUUGGGUCCAGAUUUUAAAGACCAAAUUUUUUCAAAUGCCCAGUUUCCAAGAAGAUUAAGGGGAAGCAGAGAAGAAUGCGGUAGAGUUCUUAUAAUUAUGAACUUCAUAUUGGAUGGGCUAUUGACAAGCAAAAUCAAGUUCCAGAGGAAACAUAAUCCCAUGUCUCUCUUCGUUAUUUGCAAAUCAGAGGGAUUGCAAUUGUCUGCUCUCAACUCCAAAAGUAGGGAUCGAUCGUGUGUUAUUUUAAUGAAAGUGGUAUGGCACCGAUAUACGGUCAGGGAAUUUGGUUGUGCAGCAUGCUCUGUUUGUUUGAUUUAAGAAUUUUCUAAUGAAGAAAAGAAGAGUAAAGGAAGAUUGAUCCUCAGUAAUUCACAUUUUAACAAAGCCAGUUAUCAUAUUUUCAUGUCUUCUUCAAUUUUCCUUUCUAAAUGGCAACCAGGAUCAGCAUAGAGGACUUAUUAUGAGAACAAAGUUUGAUAUCUAUGGAAAAAAAAAAUGAGCCUGCACUGUUUGAGAGCCCCUGUAAAUAAAAGCCGGUCUAUUUUGUACUAACCCAAUGGACUACCUUCAAAAGAAUCAAAACACUGGAUCAUUCAACUGUUAUUCUGGGAAAGGUAUUUUUUCCCGGCAGCCAUGGAAGAUGGGAUUUUGUUUCCAGCCUGAUCAGUUGCCGGCCUCAGAGGGAGGCUCCACCCAGCAGAUAAUCAACUUGGGGAGUACUCCUACCACCAUUGCUGGCCAUUUCGGGUGUCCAGCAGCUUCUGCCUUUUAUGCAACUGAAUUCUACAUGGGGUUUCCAGAAUGUGAUUCCUAUCCUGCUGAUACAGUAACCUCAUCAUACCCAUCUUCUAAAUUUGAUCCAGCAGGUUCUCAAUCAAAGGAUACCCAGAACCUUCCCAGCUGUGAAAAUCAAAAUCCCACUAGAACCCCAUAUCGAAAUUCACAGGUUUGUGACAUCUUGUUCAUCAAGUCUGACGUUGAAGAUGCGCAGCCCUACAGAAUUCUUCGGGAAAAUCAGAAUCAAAGAAUUGAACCCAGCUCUAGAUUUCAACUAAGGAGGCAGCCUGCAAAUCCCUCUCAUAAUACUACUUCUGUCGCUUCAAACAAGACGCGGAUUAGAUGGACUCAAGAUCUUCACAAGCGAUUUGUUGAGUCUGUAAAUUGUCUAGGGGGAGCUGAAAAGGCAACUCCAAAGGGAAUCCUUAAGCUGAUAGGCUCUGAGGGACUGACCAUCUUCCAUGUCAAAAGUCACUUGCAGAAGUAUCGUAUUGCAAGGCACCAACCAGGAUCAACAGAAGAAAAUUCCGAGAAGAGAACUUGUGCAGAUGUCAUAACAAAGUUCGAUCCAGAAACAGGCUUGCGGAUAGCAGAAGGACUGCGACUGCAACUAGAGGUCCAGAGGCAUCUCCAUGAACAAUUAGAGAUCCAAAGAAAUUUACAGCUGCAGAUUGAAGAACAAGGGAAGCAGCUGAAGAAGAUGCUGGACAGUAACAGAGACCAAAUAAGACCCUGAUUGAACUCCCUGAACCCCCCUGACUUGCAUACCAUAUAGUAAGAUAAGUUCUGAUGUAAAAGGACUUAGAAAUCACCCCAUUUGCCUUCCAGUAUUGUACGUCGAUCAUUUUGUUAAUUUCUAAGUCUAUAUACAUCUCCAUCGUCGAAUUUAUAACUGAUAAUCUAACACUGCGUUUUCUAAAUAAA